This is a messenger RNA of Lodderomyces parapsilosis, 2649 nucleotides long. RefSeq lists its product as uncharacterized. The transcript has a single exon. Gene Ontology annotation, molecular function: protein heterodimerization activity. The coding region runs from base 1 to 2649 and encodes 882 amino acids. NCBI's taxonomy places the organism in Eukaryota, Fungi, Ascomycota, Pichiomycetes, Serinales, Debaryomycetaceae. The record is from RefSeq and is a predicted model, not a curated record.
AUGUCAAGCCUUGAUGCCAAACAUGACGAUCAGAAGGGAGUCGAUUCGGCUUCAACAUCGCCGCGUCGGGUCAACGGAGGACCAUUCACUGGACUUUCCCAAAAUAUUAUACCAAGUUUGCAAUCACCUACAAAGUUCAAUAUCCAUCUUCCCGCCCAUGAGCUCUCUCAAACUACAGCAAGGCUAGCGUCUCCUUCAAGCUCUCCAAGAAAAACUCAACAAGUCAGUGCUCUAAGUUCAGGCAAUCCUUUCACCAAUCUUCCUAGUUUGACGUACUCGACAGAUCGUGGAAAUUCACCAAGGUCCAACUCAUUGUCCAACGAAAAAGAAUCCUUCUAUAAUGUUGAUUACUUGGGUCCGAUUACAUUGGAAUACCUACGGUAUGUUUACAAUGCGCUUGUAUCAUUGGAACCCGUUGAAGGAGUGUCGCAUGGGGGAGAUACAAACGUUUAUGACACGCCACCUGUGUCCAGUGGAAUUGACAAACCUGGAACGGCAGAAACUUUUCCCGUCGAGGACAAUGGCAAAUACAAAAGCCCUAAUCAACUAGAUGAUAUGCAGAUCCAAAUUGAGAUGCGGUCCCGACUGGAAGAAACCCCACCUCCAGUCAGAAGUGAACCCCAAAAGAAGCCAAUUUCGUAUUUGCAAAAGAUUUUGCAAGCUCAGAUGGCCAAAGCUGAGAAGUUGAAGACCCCAAGGAGCAAGUCUGUCAUCGGCGAUGUGUAUCAGGGUGAGUCUGUCACCAGCGAGGUGCAUCAAAGCAAUAUUAAUUCGGAGCCACAUGAGCAACUAUCACAACCUGACUACAGAAAACCAGUACGGAAAAAGAGGAAGCUUGUUGGUGCAAAGCCUGACUUCACGAUUGAGCCAAUACAACACGAAGUGAGUACCUUCGGAUCUCCGGGAAAAGAAAAACCAAUUGAACUGGCAGUGAACAAAGAUGUCGAGGACACAAAUAGUGAGUUUUUCAAAUAUCAUGGUGCUUCACAUCUCAAACUACCCCUGGUUGAUCAAGAUAUAGCGCCAGGCGCUGUUAAUGGUAACCUACCAGACCAGAAUGUGGCAUUGAUUGAGGAGAACGUGAUGCAACCGAAUAUCGAUCUUCUCGUAGCUACGCGCGAGGAUGUGACGACGCUGGAGCCAAUUGUGAAUACAAACGAGGCAUCUGUUGUCAAUAAAGAAGAUCCUCGAAUAGAUAUUCAGCACCAAGAGCAGCCAGAGUUAAUUCAAGAAAAAGCAAUCGAGGAAAGUCGUAAUAAUGAGAACGCUCCAUUUCAAGUGCGACAUACAGAACAGCCUGCUCCUGAGAUGAAUGAUCAGGAAGAAACUCCACUCCAGGUAAGCCAGGGUGACAACGUGGAAACGGAGCAUGAGAAAAACAAAGUGGUAUCAACAUCUAAGAAAGUUGAUAAUGAGACAUCAGCGAUGGUGCAACCACUCCUUUCAGAGGAUGAUGUAGCUGCAAGCGAAAUGGACAAAAGUGAACAUGACGCUUCCGAAGUGGAAAGCCAAAACGAAAAGACUGAAGAGUCAGGAGAUGGAAAAAACCACGAAACGUUAGAGCCAUUGAAGUCGAUGUCAACUGUGCAUCCAAGUGCUGCCUCAAACUUGCAAGAAAAGAAGAUUGUCGAUAAUUCCAACUUUAAAAGUUCACAAGAAAAUGAUGACGACAACGGAGUUAUUCUUGAGAGCUGCGAGUAUGUCGCUUCCGAUGUAGAAAUUGUGAAACGGUCUGCAGGAAAAACAGAACAGUCAGAGGCAAGCAGUGAAAUAAACCCAUCGAUUGCAAAAUCCAAUGCAGAACCCAACGUAUCUGAAAAGAUUGUUCAAACUGAAGCCAUUAUGGAGGACACAGACACUAGCCCCCAAAUGGAGUCAGAAACCAAGAACACACCAAUUUCCCCAACCGAGAGCAUGUUUGAUGUAUUUCACAACGCACCUGAUACCGGAGAAGUGGAAAUAGACACCUUCAGUGCAGUUGAUGUUUCUGAUAAGGGUGACCAACAACCGAUUGAGGAAAGCUCGACGAGUAAUUCAAAAGAUGAAGCUAUCGGUAUCCUGGAAAUCGACUUUAUUACAAUGAAUCUACUAAAUCGUGAAAAAGUGGGGUCGGACUCUCUGAAUCCCAAUCCAUCGCAACUUGAAAAACUUCCAACUAGUAUACUACAGCUUUUUCAAUCAAGUUCAGAGGAUUUUUUACAAAACUUAAUGAACAGCUUAAAACUUUAUGCCUUUUCGAGAGAUUCGCGAAAUGUGGACAUGUCGGAUUUGAUAUUGUACCUUCGUCAGAUUAAUUUUGGAGGUACCGGGGAGACAAUGGGUGAUAUCGAACGAAUAUUUGAUAUAGCUCAAGAAAACCUUCCUCUUGAGUUGAUCAUAGAUCUAGAAAAUAGUGUUGAGAAGGCUCUUUCGGAGCUUGAAACGGGUGAAGAAGGUGGGUUGUUUAUUGGUGACGAAGAGGAAGGUGAAAUUGAACAAGCUAGCAAUGAAAAGGAAAAGGAGCGUGAUGACGAGGAUGUUAAUGGCUCUAAUGAGGGUGAUGGGAGCGGGAGUACCGAAACUGACGACAAGCAAUUUCCCGAGCAAGAAAUUGAAGAGGAUGUUGACUUUAAAAAUAAAGACACUGAUGAUGAUGACGAAGUUGUAUAA